Messenger RNA from Siniperca chuatsi (mandarin fish), 1817 nucleotides. RefSeq names its product lin-37 DREAM MuvB core complex component (gene lin37). Gene Ontology annotation, biological process: negative regulation of transcription by RNA polymerase II. NCBI's taxonomy places the organism in Eukaryota, Metazoa, Chordata, Actinopteri, Centrarchiformes, Sinipercidae. The record is from RefSeq and is a predicted model, not a curated record. The coding region runs from base 472 to 1203 and encodes 243 amino acids. The transcript is spliced from 9 exons. Gene Ontology annotation, cellular component: Myb complex; transcription repressor complex.
GCGGAAGAGGAAAGUCUGCAAAGGGCGUUAUUUUUUAAAGAAGCUAAGUUAGCAACGAUAAUUUAAGCUAGUAAGAUAGCUUUGGACCGAUAUAAUAAUAAAACGGCCCGUUUACAGUAUAUUUCCAGUGAAUGUAUGGAAACCGAUAGGGUUAACAGUCAAUCGUUAUAAUAGGUAAACGUAGUUAAAGUUGGGCUUGCGAACUAGCUUUAACGUUAUCCAAUGUUUACUGCUAAUGCAGAAUGUGGUUAGCUGAUUGUAAACGGUCUUAACCUAACCGCAGCUAGCUAACCUAGCUAACAUUAACGUUAGCAAGCAAAAGUCCUGUAGCAGUUAAGUUGCGUUAGUUACUACUCGUUAUCCACCUUAAGACACUGCAUCUCUGUUACCGACCGUGAACGUCUGGUUUUAAAACUCGUUUUUUUUCUCAGUUAAGUUAACCUACAUAUUAUAUAUAGAAAGGUGGAAAUAAUGCACCACGUCAAGAUCAAGACUGAAAGGCCAGAUUUAGAGGGGACUGGUGCACGCAGCAGAUUGGAUGCUGUGUUAAAGGGACUGGUAGAGAGGAGUGAAAAUGAAAGGGAGCAAAAUGAGGGCGAUACUGGAAAAAUAUCAGCAGACUCUUUAAACAAGGAUUUGUCUCCAUCAUCUGCAGGAAAAAGGCCGUCAGCUCGAUUUCCACAGCACCGGAGGAAGAAGCGAAAAGAAAUGGAUGAGAGCAUACCAGAGAGCAAUCAGCAUAAACAAAAUUCCUACAUUAUUAAGUUGUUUGAUCGCAGUGUGGAUCUGGCUCAGUUCAACACCAGCACCCCACUGUAUCCUAUCUGCCGUGCCUGGAUGAGAAACAAUCCUUCUGUUCGAGAGCCAGCUGCUUCCCCAAGCCCCCCACACAGCAUGGUAGAGGAAGAGGUUACAGACAUGAUCAAUGGUAAAGGUCAGAUUGUGUACAGACUCCCUUCUCCAACUUCUUGUCCAAUCACUACCUCUGGUGAACCCAUCAAUCUCAGGAUCCCACAGACUGAAAAACCCACUGUUACCAAGUUAACAGAUUCAGUUCCUGUAUCAGGUUCUCUCAUAUGUGACCACAUGGAACGUUGGAAAAAGAUAAGGCAAAAAUGGAAGGAGUGCUCUAACAAGAACCAGUUAAGAUACAGCGAGAGUAUCAAGAUCCUUAAGGAGAUGAAGGAGCUCUAUGAUCACUAACUGGCUUGUAGCUCUCCAGCACAGAAUGGACUCUAUGCAGUUGGAAAGGAGCCAUGGCGUAGCAAUCAAUGUUUGAAUACAUCUGCCAUCUACUCAAUCCAACUCAUAGGAAAGCAUGAACAGAACCUUGAGCCUUAAAUAGACCACAUGUCCUAUGGAUCAAAGAAAAUAAUAUUUUGAAGGAUGUUUAAGUUUGUUGCAAUUUUUGUGCGGGGAAGUCUUCUAGUGUAAUGUGGGACUGCUUUUAUUCAUAAUAAUUCAGUGUAGAUGUCUGAAUAAAUCUUGUGGUCUUUUCCACUUUCAGAUUCCUGAACUUGAACACAUAAGUAUCACAGAACAGAGAAAAUAAGAGGUUAGACUUAGACUUUAGUCUGCAUUAGUCCCUGGCAGGGAAGAUAUUGUUGCUUCAACAUGUGAAAGACAUUUCAAUUCAACAGGCUUUACUGGCACGACAUUUGGCAUGCCAAAGCAUUAUCAUUAUCAGUUGUACUGCGGUCAGGUGACUGACUUGGCCUGUGACAAACGAUCCAUGUUUGGCCUUGGUUACCUUUUUUUGCAUGUUUGUCCUGCUACAUUGUUCAAAUUAAAUGUUCUCUCACAGUGAUUUAAAACCA